AUGCCGCCUUCUCGGAGUUGGGUUUCACUAAGUGACAAGGAGGUUCUCCAAGAGCUCCAGAAUAUCGUUUUGCGACUCUCCACCAAAGCAGUGACCCCUGUAGGCAGGCGAUCCAGUGAGUGGCAACUGCGCCUUUCGGCGUUGCAGGAGCUUCAGGCGUGCACGCGCGCUGAUCUUUCCCAACGACGGAAUUUCAUACAGAUCAUGUCCUCCCUCUUUAAAGUACCACUUCUGGAGCAGUUGGAGGAUAAGCGUUCGAAAAUCGUGCGCGCGGCGUGUGAGGUGAUUCGAGAUUUCGUCAUCUACUCAACGAACCGCAUGGCCUGUGCGUUGUUGAGUAGCUGGUACGUUCCGACGCUGCUUCGAUUGACCGGCAGUACCGUCUCCGUGAUCGCCCACGCCGCUGGAGAAGUCCUGCACACCAUUUUGAACUCCGGUGGUUGCAGUAUUGAGGCAUUCAACCACGUCCUCAAAUCCUGUUGCGCGCGCCACGCGGUGAUGCGAGCCAAUGCGCUUGAGAUGCUCGCGACGGUGUUGCAGCAAGCCAAGGGAACCUCCCAGCAGCUUCCCAUCGCCAGCUACUCCGCGCCCAUUCGCCGAGUGCUCCGGGAGGGCCUCACCGAUGGCGAUUCGCGAGUUCGGCAAGCGGCGCGCACGUGCUACUGGGCGUUCUUCGCGAUGGAGCCGAGCGAUGCGGAGGUGCUCCUCCACAGCCUCCCAAAGGCCGUGGGGGCCGUUCUCAAUGACGCGAAGGCCGUUGCCUUUCAGCAUAUGGGUGCCGUGCAGCCCACGGAAAGCGGCGCGCCCGAAGGCGCAUCCGAUCCAACCGGGAAUUCCCACACGGCAGGGCAGGCCGCUUCCACCUCUCCAAGAGAAUUCUCAACGGGACCGAAAAGCGCCGCCCUGCGUGAAGCUGCAACGCUCGCGGAAGGGCGAAGGGAGGGAAGGGAGACGAGUAUCGCGCUCUGCGAGGAUUUACGCGCGGUCGCCGCUCGAAAGGCGCGUGCGUUGCUCCUCCGUCGCGCCCGUCUAGCGAUAAACCCGUCCUAUUCACCUUCAGGGGAACGGUUUGCUCUACAGCCCGCCUCGCGCAGCGCUUUUUCCACCUUUAAAGGAGGGCCUUUCCAAUCUCGAAUCGGUAAUGAGGAGGAGGCAGCGAGGGGUUUGCAGGGGGGGUUGACAGAGAGGCAUCCCAACGAUGGGGUCACCAGAGCGCUCACACCGGAGAGAUGGGCGGCGCUGAAGCAGCCCCUCGCGAGCGGCGACUGGCGAGCGCGUUUGGAGGUGAUUCAUGAGCUUCGACGCAUCUACGCGUACUUAGAUGAUCCAAUUCGCGAGGAAUGUAUUAGUGAAAUGGUAUGCCAUCUGGACGAUCCACACUUCCGUAUUCGUGAGGCUACACUUGAAUUUCUGAUCGGACUGCCAGAUCAGUCGCGCAUCGACGUGUUGCAUCGUUACAUGGUCGAGAUGGUAUCGGUUCUUAUCAUGAACACCAACAGCCCCAAGGGCCGGAUUCAGGGCUUGUCUAGACAACUCCUCGCCCAGCUGAUCACGGAGUCCGAGGCGGAGGUCAUUAUGGAUGUCUUUCUCCACUGUGCGGCGUCUGCGUCGACGCCGAAUCUUCGAAAACGCGCCACCGAGGCCCUUCAGUUUAUCUUCGUGAAGCACUCCAGCUACUUUCACCAGACGAGGCCGAUGCUUCGGGUGCUUUCCGCCCUCGCGCGGCAACUUUCGAUGGAGUCGAAGCGCCGAAGCAGCAGCGGUGGUAGUGGGGGGUGGCAGGCGACUGUCAACGCCCUCCUGACGCUUUACGCCGUCGCUCAUGUCUCCUUUCUUCGCAGUUUGCGAGGAUUGGAGGAUGGGGAAGCGCAAGGCCUGCUUCGGGAGGCCCUGAGCUCGGAUUUGCCUGAUCUCGAGGGCGACUCUGCUUCGGCGACGCACCCUCCUCAAGAGCGCUUUCGCCGGGAGAACCUCGUGCCGCCCCCCUUCCGGGCGUAUCUGAAAGGCGCGCGAGGUGCCGCGACGGAGGCCGUGCGAUCAGCCGCCCACCCUGAGUCUCUUGAUCCUACCAGAGGGGGGGAUAUUCUUAGGAGUUCUUCCUCUCUAAGCGGGAAAAGGAACGAACCAAGACGCCCCAUGGGAUCCCUAAUGGGCACCAGUGCGCCUCUUUCUUCUGGGGAGGUGCGCGCCUCGGCGGGGGUGGGCCGCUACUUCGCCUCAUCCUCGCCGCCUAUCGCGGCCUUCAAUGCGGUGGGAGAAGGCUACCACAGUAGCGACGAUGAGAGCGACGUGAUCGCCCCACGCCUAUUUCCCGAUUCUUACCGAUCGGCUCGAAAGGUGACGAUCGCUGCUGUUCAUCCACCUCUCACGCGAGCCGCGUCUUCGGCACCAGAGCCAAAGUGUAGAGCCGAUGGCCAUGCUCAGCGUGCGAAAACAGACCUCUUCAAUUCCCCUUUCUCUAUUAGGCAAUUUGUCGAUCCGUGUGAGGAGCUUUGUGAACCCCUUCCUGAGAUGGAGGCCGCUGGCUCCCCGCGAAGGCGAGGGACCCUACCCAAGCAGCCUCCCCUCAUGGGGGGACGACGAUGGAUUCCGGCCGAUGAGGGCGACGUCGCCGCUGGCUUCCUGUUGAACCCAUCCUCACCGCAAGAUCUCAUUGCGGAGUUGCUUCACAGCAGGGAUUUUUUCGAGCGAUGUGAGGCGCUCGAGCGAAUUAGGUCCUCCUUGCACGAGUCGGAUGCCCAUUUCUUCUGGGCUGAGGAGGAGGUUGCUCCGAGGCUCCUCGUCGUGAUGGAGCAGUACUGCACGGAGGCUCUUCAGCCCAAUCACCGCGUGCGGCGCCGCGGCUUCUUGGUGUUGCAAACCAUCAUCGAGCUCCCAUUUAUGCGUCCGCUUGUCGCGCGGAAGCUCGCCCGUCUGCUGCGUUACUGCCGGAUUGGAAUCGACGACGCGUUCGUGGAGGUUCAGCAGGAGGCGGCCCGGACGAUGCAUCAGGCCCUUGUCAGCUGUAAACUCCCACAGGAUCUGUGCUUGAAUAGCCUGGCGGCGUGUUUGGAGGGGUGGCAGCGGGGUCCGGCGCGGUGUGAUUCCACCAGGGGCUGGCUGGAGAUUCUGAAUGAGGUCGGCCGACUCUUCGAGAGGAUCGCUGGGCUUCCUUUGAAACAAGGACGUGGUAGUAGUAGCACGCUAACGGGAUCUAUUUUACGGCGCGUCGUUCACGUUCUCCAGUGGUGUGUUGAUCACUGCGCGGAGAAGGUUCGUCAUGCCUCGACCUUGGCAUUUGUGGCGAUGUGGAACGCGUUGGGUUCGAGCGUGCUGCCUUUUUUGGUUCCCCUGACGGUCGCGCAGCGUGAGUUGGUAACGGCGUAUCACAAUAAGGCUUUUCGAGAAGCAUAUGAAUUUUGUGAUCAAGCACCGGAUUAUCUUUUUCCUGAGCGUGGGUCGGUCGCGGUCGAACGGGGGGAAGGGCCGUUACCACGUGAUUUGGACGCAGAAAUGCGUGCUAUGGGCUUGGUAAAAUAA
Messenger RNA from Phytomonas sp. EM1, 3519 nucleotides. The record is from the annotation of a GenBank genome assembly. Lineage: Eukaryota; Euglenozoa; Kinetoplastea; Trypanosomatida; Trypanosomatidae.